UGCUUUGUUAGUAUUUUGGCUGUAAUAUGCUACUUGGAAGAAUACCUUUGGCUCCAGCAUCCUCGUUGUUCUCUACCACCAGCAGAAGCCAAGUUCAGAUUAGGCGAUUGAAUUCAAUUGCACAUAAAGCAAUGGCAACUUCAAAGAAUACCCGGAUCAAGAAUCCGGCUCUGUUUGUCUGCGAUAUCCAGGAACGUUUCAGGCCAAUUAUCUAUGAAUUCCCGAAGAUGGUAUCUACCUCCCUCAAAAUCCUCCGAGCCUGCAAACCACUUGGCAUCCCCAUCUACGUAACCACCCAGAACCGCGCCCGUCUAGGCAACACAGUGUCCGAAUUCGCACCCUACCUCGACCCUUCCAACCCCAAUCUCCGCGCCGAUUUCGACAAGACCUUAUUUUCGAUGGUGAUUCCGGAGAUCAAGGCUCUGCUGCCCAAUACCGCUGCCACAGGAGGUAACCAGGAGCCUCUCGAUGUCAUCCUGAUUGGAAUCGAGUCGCACGUUUGCGUCACACAGACAGCCUUGGAUCUAUUGGCCCUAGGCCAUAGGGUGUAUUUGGUCUGGGAUGCUGUGAGCAGCUGCAAUGCUGAGGAGAGGAAUGUGGCGAUGGCGCGACUGAGAGAUGCUGGGGCAAUUGUGACGACGAGUGAGAGUAUUUUGUUUGAGGUUAUGGCGGAUGCGAAGGUCCAAGGAUUCAAGGAGGUCAGUGGGCUGGUAAAAGAGACUGGUGAGGACACGAAAAAGGCCCUGGGGGCCUUUUGCGCAAAGAUUUAAAGAAUUUUCGGCUACAGUGGACUUCGACGGCUAUUCGGAUGCUAGGCGGCAGAAUUAUUACGUAUUUUAUAUAAGCUGAUAACAUAUAACGUAAUUCACCCCCGAGCGGCUCACACCACCAAGCG
Molecule: messenger RNA, 895 nt
Organism: Coccidioides posadasii C735 delta SOWgp
Lineage: Eukaryota; Fungi; Ascomycota; Eurotiomycetes; Onygenales; Onygenaceae
Source: RefSeq, a predicted model, not a curated record